UUUACAUUUUUUAUUAUCUCCAUUUAUCUUGUUAUUUAUCAUUUAUUUAACUACCAGUAAAAGGACGGCAGCUCCCAAAAAGGCAUUCUUGGUGAGAAAUUCACAUAAAACUACACGUCUUGGUGGGUUUGUACAAGUCAUUUACAUAUAUUUGUAGGCCUAACUUUGGUUCGGAAAUCAAAUAGAAAAGACAUUGGAUUCGAACAUUGUGAGUUUCAGAAAAGCAAGAAAAUUAUGGUACGUGGUAGUGGUAUUCGUCCCCUGUGAUAUUGAAGCUACCAUAGAACCACCACCUUCAACCUCCAGGCUCCAAUCAUCAAAAAAUGACUUCAAUGACUUCCACUCACCGGUGGGAGUAUGAUGUCUUCUUGAGCUUCAAAGGUGAAGAUACCCGCUACGGUUUUACGGGCCAUUUAUAUAGAACUUUGCGUGACAAAGACAUUUACACCUUCAUGGAUGAUAAACUUCAGAGGGGAGAAAAAAUUUCAGAGGAACUUCUCAAAACCAUCAAAAGGUCAAUGAUUUCGAUUAUUGUGUUCUCUGAAAAUUAUGCAUCUUCCAAAUGGUGUUUGGACGAACUUGUUUGGAUUCUUGAGUGUAGGAAAAAUCUUAACCAAUUGGUUUUACCAAUUUUUUAUGGAAUAGAUCCAUCAGAAGUACGUAACCAAGAGGGAAAGUUUGGGGUAGAAUUGGCUGAACAUGAAAAAAAUUUCAAGGAUAAUAUUGGCAAGGUGCAGAUUUGGAGGGCAGCUUUAAAAGAAGUUGGCAAUUUGUCUGGAUUCCAUUACAAUAAUGAUUGUCUUGAAUCUAAAUUUAUCCAGGGACUUAUCAAACGGAUAUCAAGUACAACAUUAAACCGCACACGAUUAUUUGUUGCUAAAUACCCAAUUGGAGUAGACUCUCGUGCAACAAAAAUAGAAAAGCUUUUAAAAAUGGAUUCAAAUGAUAUUCGAAUGGUGGCGAUCCAUGGCCUUGGGGGAAUAGGUAAGACUACAAUCGCAAAAGCUGUAUAUAACAAAAUUGUUGAUGGCUUUGAAGGAAGCUCCUUUCUAGAGAAUAUUAAAGAAAGGUCUGGCACAAAUGAUGGCAUAAUUCAACUACAAGAGAUACUUCUUUCUAAGAUCUUAAGGGAUGAUAAUUUAAAAGUGGACAGCAUUUCUAGAGGAAUCAAUGUGAUAAUGGAAAGACUUUGCCAUAAAAGAGUUCUUUUAGUUCUCGAUGAUGUGGAUGAACAGAAGCAAAUAGAAAAUUUGCUUGGAAAAUGUGAUUGGUUAGCUCCAGGAAGUAGAAUCCUUAUAACCACGAGAGAUAAACAUGUGUUAACCACUCUCGAAAUAGAUUCUCUAAUUUAUAAGGUUGAUGAAAUGGACCGAUAUGAAGCUUGUGAACUUUUUAGUUUGUAUGCUUUCCAAACAAAUGAACCUAAGGAAUCUUACUUGCAACUUACCCAGCAGUUUAUCAAUUAUGCCAAUGGCCUUCCACUAGCUUUAAAAAUAAUAGGUUCUGAUUUGCGCAGUAAAAGUAUAUGUGAAUGGGACAGUGCAUUAGAGAAGUAUAAAAAGAUUCCCAACAAGGAAAUUCUAAAAAUACUCAAAAUCAGUUAUGAAGGAUUGGACCAAAGUGAAAAGGAUAUUUUCCUUGAUAUUGCAUUUUUCUUCAUGGGGAAAAACAAAGAUUAUGUUGUAAAUAUAUUAGAGGCAUGUCAUUUAUUUCCAAUUUAUGGCAUUCCAAAACUUAUUGACAAGUGUUUGAUAACUAUUGAGUGGGGCAAUUUAUCAAUGCAUAACUUGCUACAACAAAUGGGAGAGGAAAUUGUUCAACAAGAAUCACCACAAGCUCUUGGAAAACGUACUAGGCUACGGGAUUAUGUGGAUGCUUGUACUAUACUAACUGGAAAUACGGGAACGAAUAAAAUUCGAGGCAUAAUGUUGUACUCGCCUAAACCUAUAACAUUGGAACUUCAUGCUCAAGCUUUCAGAAGGAUGAGAAAUAUUAAGUUUCUUAUACUUAAUAAUGUACAUAUUGAUGGAUGUUUGGAAUAUUUCCCCAACAGUUUAGUGUUGCUAGAUUUGUAUAAUUGUUCCUUUUCCUUGCCAUCCAAUGGUUAUCCUCAACAGCUUGUCUACUUCAACAUGCCAUAUAGUAAUAUUAGAAUACAUGAGCUAUUCAAGCAGGUAUGAUUUUUAGUUUUCUUAAUAAUGAUUUAUUUCUAAAGUUAAUUUUAAAGCUUGUUGAAGAUAAAUGUUGUUUCCUUCUACAGUUUUUGCCUGCUAAAAAUUUGAAAGGAAUCAAUCUCAGAGGUUGUGAAUCCAUCCAGAAACUACCUGAGUUGCCAGUUCCAAAUUUAGAGAUAUUAGACCUUUCUAAAUGUAUAAAUUUAGUUGAGAUUCAUGAGUCUGUUGGAUUUCUUGAUAAGCUUGAAACUUUGGAUCUUUCUGGUUGCCAAAAACUUCAAGCUCUUCCUAGAAGACUUAUGUUCAAAUCUCUUGAAUAUUUUUAUCUCAACUCCUGUGAAUCCAUUCAAGAAUUACCUGAGUUGUGUGCCCCAAAUUUAAAGGAAUUAGACCUUUCUUAUUGUAAAAAUUUAGUUAAGGUUCAUGAGUCUGUUGGACUUCUUGAUAAACUUGAAAUUUGGGAACUCAUUGAUUGUGGAAAACUUCAAACUCUUCCAAGAAGACUUGUGUUGAAAUCUCUUCAAGAUUUUGAUCUUAGUGGCUGCACAAGCCUUGAGAACUUUCCUAAUAUUGAUUCAGAAAUGAAAUGCUUAAAGUCUCUAUAUUUGUGUGGGAGUGGUACUAGAGAGUUUCCCUCCUCAAGAUGCACAAGCCUUGAGAGGAAACUUCUAGAUAGCAUCUAUAAAUUCCAAAAACUGCUAGAGGAAUUAAGUGUUUCUACUAACCUACCAAGACCAACUUGCAAUUCUUUUGAUGGUUGUGUCGGAUAUUCCUUUCUACAGUUAAAAUAUCUUACUCUCUUUGGUGAAAAUAUAUCUGAAUUAGAUGUUCUAGAGUUCGAUUACUUUCCCGCAUUGAGAUAUCUAACUCUAAAAAACACCAAUACUGUUACCAUCCCCGAAAGCAUUAUCAAAUUUACUACAUUAACGGAUCUUGAUAUAUUUGAUUGCAAGCACUUUGAGGAAAUUCAAGGACUUCCACAGUCUUUAAAUUAUUUGGAGACUAGAAAUUGCUCAUUGUGGAAUCCACAAUCAUCAAACAAAAUAUUGAGUCAGGUCAUUGCUAAAAAAAUUGCUAAAUGGAAGCAAGUGAGAAAAAGUCAAGGCAUUUUAGCAGAUAGAGUACAUGAAGGAGAGAGAAAUCCACUGCCCUCUACCGAAUUUUUGCAUCCACUUCACCGCUCAAUUAAUGAAGUCUUUAAUUGGGGAUAUGGUUCCUUUCUAGCACCAGGGAGUGAGAUUCCAGUUGAGUUCAACCACCAAAGUGAUGGAAAUUCCAUUUCAUUCAUGGUUGGUCGGAAUUGGAGAUUUCCAUAUCCUUUUGCUGUCUGUGUUGCCCUUGGACCGACAAAUCGAUAUUGUGAUUGUUUAGUUGAAGCUGACGACAAUGGCUUCCAAAUUCACAAUGAUAGUGUCUUCUUAGAAAAAAGCGAAUCAUGUCGUCUGUGGUUUUCUUCUGGACUUCUUUGUAAACAAGAGAACGAGUUAAAUCUAUCUAAACAAAGUCAUUUUAAGGUUACUUGUAGAAUCAAUUGUUAUUAUCACAGUGAGCCAAUUGAUCCUACGGGUAUCAUAAAAAAGUUGGGGGUCCAUGUAGAUUGCAUUUGUUGUCCUCAUAAAUCUUCUGUCGCUAAUUCCCUGCCUUUACUACCUCUAUUCCCCACUACUUGCAAUGAAGGAGAUUUAGGGCAUGCAAAUGCAAUGGAAGCAACAAUACUACUAGGUUUGAAUAUGGUUUGAAGGGAUUUCAUGGUGAUUUGAAUAUGUCAUUAUCGGUCCUUAUUGACCUCGAGGUCCUCCCUUUAAUAUGGAUCAUGAGGCUUUCAAAAUUGUAAGUGAUUUGGGGCAUUUGAAGGACUUUUGCAAUGAUGCAAUGAUGCGUAUGAUUUGAGUUUGUCACUAAAUGACUCAUAUGUAAGGG
Messenger RNA from Quercus robur (English oak), 4094 nucleotides. Its product is annotated as disease resistance protein RPV1-like. The record is from RefSeq and is a predicted model, not a curated record. The coding region runs from base 324 to 2180 and encodes 618 amino acids. Gene Ontology annotation, molecular function: ADP binding. NCBI's taxonomy places the organism in Eukaryota, Viridiplantae, Streptophyta, Magnoliopsida, Fagales, Fagaceae. The transcript has 5 exons. Gene Ontology annotation, biological process: signal transduction; defense response.